Microbotryum saponariae is the source of this 2107-nucleotide messenger RNA. NCBI's taxonomy places the organism in Eukaryota, Fungi, Basidiomycota, Microbotryomycetes, Microbotryales, Microbotryaceae. The record is from the annotation of a GenBank genome assembly.
AUGCUAGCGGUGAUGGACUUUGAAAAGGCUUACGAUCGUCUUUCCCACACGUACCUUGAUGCAGUCCUCUCCGCCGUUGGCCUCGGCCCCAAAGCCCGCCAAUGGUACCGAGCGACCUACACCAACCAAUCCGCCUCGAUCUUCCUCAACGGUUGGCUCUCUGCCGCUUUCGACAUCCUGUCGGGCGUUCGGCAAGGUGAUCCCCUGGCUCCGUCUCUCUUCGUUCUGGCGAUCGAAGGUUUUGCCUGUCAGAUUCGACUGAGAGUCAAGGGCAUCGAGAUUGCGGGCCUGCAAAACAUUCGAGAACUCCUCUUUGCCGACGACGCUUGCUGCGCACUCCACAACCUCUCGGACCUCGACCACCUCAAUCGGGCGAUCGAGCUUUACGAACGGGCAAGUGCCAGCAAGCUCAGCAACGCCAAAUCUUUCCUCUACCCCCUUGGAGCUUUUCGGGAUCGGCCGGUCGCCCCAGAUCUCGGGACCUGGCGUCUCAGCGAUUCGCAGUUUCGCUACCUUGGUAUUCAGGUCGGGGUGGAGAUCGCCGAGGAUGCGGGCUGGGAAGAUGUCAAGGCCUCGACCAUCGCUCGGAUACGCUCAAUUCCGAUGUACGAUCUCCCAUAUGCAGCCAAGUGUUCGAUCAUCAACAUCUACUGCUACACAAAGAUCCUGUACUACAGCCGAUUCCUCCCCGCCCCCAAGAGCGUUGUCAAGGAGAUCGAGGAUGCGGCCAUGCUCGCCAUUCACGGUCGAGCUUCGGAUGGUACUCAGCGACGUCCGAAGGUCUCCCGGUCGCGCCUCUGCACCCCUCUCGAUCACGGCGGCUUUGGUUUAAUUGAUCUGCCUCGGCGUCUAGCGAUCGAUCACGCGAAGUGGGUCUUCCAGCUCCGGGCCCCGGACGGCUGCUUCACACGCCAUCUCUUCGACAUCCGCAUUCGCCUCCAGGCACCGAACGAACCAACCCCUUUCACCUUGUCCAGACCGGCCCCCAACCAGCAUCGUCGCCCUUGGAUCUGGAUCUGGUGGGCAUACUUUUGCCAUCCUCCCCCGAAGUGGGACCAUGCGGUGAGAAAGACGAGAAAACUUCUUCCUGCACGUUGGGUCCGAUACUUCGAAGCCUGGGCGUCGGUGACCACGCUCAAUCCCCCGGAACUCUCCAAGAGCCAGAACCUCGAGCAAUGGGCGACGCACGUACUCUACUUCCCAGCGGGCCACGGAAUACAACUCUCGGUAAACCCGACGCUUUUUCGAAGGCCCGAUGGCGAGGUGAUGACCCCGUCUUCGUUUGUGAACGCGUCCAAACGCCACCAAGUCUUCAUCUUCCCUCCUAUCUUCCCCAAGGGACACCAGAAGGUAUUCGAUCUGCCUGAGCAACGUUGGAACGCUUGGUGGAAGGCUUUGCGCAAGGUUCGCCGGUUCACUCGGACGCCGAGGAUACCGGCCACCUUCUCUCCCUGGAGUCCCUCCAUCCGGGCAGCCAAGUCGCCUCCCCAACCAGCCCUCACCCCAACAAUCGAUCGGCCUCCUGUGUGAUGUGCCUCUCGGAAGCACCCGAGUGCCUGGCCCACCUCGCGGUCGGCUGCCCAUUUGCCCGGCGUCUCUGGUCUGCUCUGUCCCCGACCCCCCACCCAGUCUUUGUGGACUUUGUAUGUCCGGUCGUGUCUCGCUCGGAACGUCGCCUUGUCGAACUACGAAUCCUCUUCUUUCACUCGAUCUGGAAGCUCUGUCGCCGUCGCCGAUUCUCGUCGGAUCUUUUGGAACCGAUCACCGAAACGGACUUCGAGGGGCUUCGAGCCUCUAUUCAGGAGUCCAAGGGUCGCCUAGUGUCUCUGUAAGCCACCAAAGGGGGUUUUAGUGGGUAUGGUUGAUCCUGGCUCAGGGUCAAUGAGUCCUACACUACUGGCUUCUGCCAGUGUGCGUAACAGCAUUCCCUCCGACUUUUCCGAAGAUUUCUAGGUAUUAUUAUAACUAUGCUGUUAAUGAAGUCUAUCAAAUAAAAAAAUCAACGCAUGCCGACAUCAUGGUCACCGCCGACUCAACUGAAGCGCCCUUGGCAUCAUCAACUUGCAGCAUUCGGCUCACUGACAUGAUCGGCAUCAAUUAUGACUGA